This is a messenger RNA of Cervus elaphus (red deer), 3834 nucleotides long. It is a transcript of the gene REP15, whose product is annotated as RAB15 effector protein. The transcript has a single exon. NCBI's taxonomy places the organism in Eukaryota, Metazoa, Chordata, Mammalia, Artiodactyla, Cervidae. Gene Ontology annotation, biological process: receptor recycling. The coding region runs from base 439 to 1137 and encodes 232 amino acids. The record is from RefSeq and is a predicted model, not a curated record.
CACAAACAGAAAUGACUUGCCUACAAGUUUGAAGAAGUUAGUUGUAGAAAGAAGUUAGUUAUAUACGUAUGUUUCUUUCUUUAAAGAACUAAAUCGUAUUUUUUAAUGAAACUAAAACUUGAAAAAAGGAAACUUGUCUCAGAAGAGGUUACCGAAUAUUUAAAGUUAGGUGAAUAUAACUAGAAGACAGAUGAUUUUUUGUGAAAGUUAGUAUCUCUGACUUAAUAAACCAGCAGGACUCGAUGUGAGUUCAACACACCCAGUUGGCAAACAGGAAGACCUAACAUGUUUGUUUAGCUGUGUGUAUAUAUGCUAACUUGUAGAGUUCAAAAACUUGGACGACAUUCACAGAUGUGACUUCAACGCAAAAUUUUUACUCUGAAAAAGAACAGUUCACGUGCUCAAUAUCUAGAAGCAGUGUUCAGCGUGUGCAGGGAAAUGGGGCAGAAACCAUCACAACAGCUGGCUCCAAAGGACAAAGAGGUUCUCGGCGUCUGCGAGGUGGUCAGUGGAGCUAUCAUCCACGCGGCUCAGAAACUGAAGGCCUAUCUUGGAUUUGAAGACACAGUGAGCAAUCUGUGCCCAGCUCCAAACACUCUCAAUGAGAUCUUCUUAAUCCACUUUGUCACUUUCUGCCAAGAGAAAGGAGCUGACAAGUGGCUCACCACCACCAAGAUGACCACGCACCAAGCCUUCAUGUUCGGGGCAGACUGGGUUUGGACCUUCUGGGGAUCUGAUAAGCAAAUACAGCUCCAGCUGGCCGUGCAGACACUGCAGAUGGCUUCUCUUCCUCCUGUGGAAUCUGACCCCUCCAACCCAGAUUCCAAGGCAGAGGAGUCUUCCAGCAAGAAAAGUAGGUUUGACAAGCUGGAAGAAUUCUGUAACCUGAUAGGAGAGGACUGCGUUGGCCUGUGUAUCAUCUUUGGUGUGCCAGGAAACCCUAAAGACAUCCGAGGAGUUGUCCUGGACAGUGUCAAGAGAGAGACAAUGAAGGGUCGUCUGCCGGGAGGGACAGCUGUGGCGCGAUUCAUCCUGGAAACAGAAGAUUGUAUCUCCAUCAGGGAGCUGCUUGGAAACUGUCUGAGUAAGAAAGACUGGCUGAGAGAGGUGGGCAAGGUUUAUAUUAGCAUCCUCUGAACUGGCCGUGUGAGAUGAGACUGGCCUGUAAGAUAAAAAGGAAACAAAAAUAUUUGCUUCUAAUAAGCAAGUUUAUCCCCUCAUGGGAUUUUUUUCCUCCCCUCCCCCCCACCCCACAUUGAAUGAAAACCACCUCCUGGGUCAAAACAUCCUAGGGUCAUGAUUAUGGACAGAAAAAAAGCCUACCUGUAUUUCAGGGAAAAUGGAAAAAUUUAGCUUAAUCUUUUAUUUAUUAUUCAACAAUAAAAGUGGGAGGAAAGGAUAAUAAAGUCACCCUUCAGGUUCAACUUGAAAACAAAUUGUGUUUGAUAAGAGUAAGUCUAGCAUUUAAAAGUGUAAAAUGGGUUUUGACUGCUGUGGCUGGGAGGUGGGGAGGACAAGGGGGUGCAUAAGACUACAGAAAGGUUUAGUUGUAUUUAUUAAUACAAAAUCAGUUUCAAUUCAGGACACAUAAGCAAACCUGAGCCUGGCUCUCUUCCUCUCUACCCAGGCUCCCACCUCAUCCCAAGCUGCCUGCUCUCUGCAGAGAGGGCCUUGGUGGGAUCCCUUUGGGACUCGUUUGAGUGUUAGCUUUACUUAAGAUUUUAACCCAGAUCACAAUCCCUUGUAAUAAUGAUUAAUAUCUAUUUAGCAUUUGCAGUAAGGAAACUAUAUUCAUAUAUAAAAACUAUCUUUACUUAAAAGCUGGGGUGAAUUAAAACAGCACUCUUUGGAGGGAAAAAUAAUUUUUCCUCUAUGCUUCUAGAGGACAGAAGCAAAAAGAAUGCUUAAAAGUAUGAAGGGAAGCUUGAUUCAUUCACACAUGAUUGUUAAAUUCCUGUUACUUGAAAGGUCCUGUUCUAUGCCUUGCCAGUCCAGCAGUAAAAAGAACAAAGUCCCCACUCUCAGGGAGUUUCCCUGUUAAUGGUGGAAGAUGGACAAUAAAUAAAUACCUGCAUAUAUUUUAAAUGCAUAUUUAAAUAAAUGUCAGGGGUGGUAUAAAGAAAAAGGAGAUAACUAUUUUUUGAGGUGGUUAAGGAAGGCCUCAGAGAGAAGGGGCAAUUUACCAGAAAUGUGAAAGGAGAGAGAUCAUCAGUGCAGGUAUCUGGGAAAGAGUGUUCUAGACAUAGGAAUCUGCAGAUGCCAAGGGCCUGACCUGGGAGUGGAGUUGAUGUGUUCGAGACACAGUAACAGAGGCAGAGUGAGCAGGGAGAAGGCUGACAGGAGACGGUCGGGGAAGGAGCCAGCAAACAGGAGAAGCAGAUCACACUUGUAAGGACUCGAUUUUAUUCUGAGUGCUAUGGGGACAGACAUGCCGUGAUCUGACUUAGACACUAAAACCCUCACUCAGUUGCUGGGUGGAGACUAGACUGUAGGGAGGAAAGAGUAGCAGCAGAGCCCACGGGGCAGCUAGGAAACUUAUAAUACUCAGGUGAGAAAAAGACCUGGGGCUUCCCACAUGGCUCAGUGGUAAAGAAUCCUCCUGCCAAUGCAGGAGGCGUGGGUUCAAUCCCUGGGUCAGGAAGAUGCCCUAGAGAAGGAAAUGGCAACCCACUCCAGUAUUCUUGCCUGGGAAAUCCCAUGGACAGAGGAACCUGGUCGGCUAUAGUCCAUGGGGUCACAAAGAGUUGGACACGACUGAGCAUGCAUGCGUGCUCACACACAGUCACAUACACAUAUGAGAGAAAAGAGUGGCCUCAAGCAAACUGGCCGAAGAGAAGGUGUGAAGAGGUCAGAUUAGGAACAGUUGAUGGUAAAGCAUGCAUCAUUUGCUGAUGAUUGGAUGCAAUAUAUCACAAUUAGAACAUUUAUUUCCAAACUUCUUAAAUAUGACAUUCCUUCAUUCCAGGAAACCAAAAGUUCAAGGAAAAUAUUUUAGCCCUCUGUCUUCAAUAAAUGGGUACAAAUGCCCCUGAAAGGCAUCACUUCAUGUUAUUAAGCAAUAAUGAUUCCUACUUGGAAUGUGCCUGGAAGGUUAUACUCCUCAGUCAAUUUCUGUUUCCUUGUACAGAGUGACCCCUGUCUGCAUCAGUGCUGUGUAGAGCAAGCUAUCAAGGAGGUGGUAUAAUAGAGUAAAAAAGAGUAUGCAGCUUGGAAUCAGAUGUGGGUUUGAGUCUCAGUUCUUUUUAAAAGUAGAGUCUAGAGGUUUAACUCUUUUUUUUUUAUCUGUGAAAGAUGAAUGACUUCAGCUAAUUCAAAAGAGACAAUGCUUGUGACAACACUUCUCUAUUUUAUUGAAGGGUAAGCUUACCAAAAUUUUGAUGUGUGUAGUACAAAUUGUAAGUAUUCAUGUGAUAAAGAGCUGGAAGAUAUAAAUCAAAGACUCACCAUGUUUUUUUUUAAUGAAAAUAAAGAUGUGAAACUUUUACUGAUUUUAAAAAUACUGUAUUCUCAUGUUUUUCUAAAUCAGCAUUUUUGUGUAAAAAUUUAAGUACAGAAGAAUAGAAAGUUACUUCUUCAUGAGUCUUACACUGACCCCUGUACCAGUUUACUGUUUACCAUUCCAGAACUUGUAUUGUGUAUUAAACAUAUUUUACACAAGUGUAAUCAUAUGAUCUACAAAUGCCUUAUAACCUGCAUUUAAAAAAAAAACUUCACUGAAUAUUGUGGACAAUUUUCCAUGUUAAUACGUUUAUAUUCACUUUCUUCUUUUCUGGGCUGACAUCAAUGGUUCUCAACCCUGCGUGCAUAUUAGAGUCACUUGGGAAACAAACCAAA